GCUGUGGGCUUAUCAGGGAGGGGAAAGAAAAGAAAAGCAAAUGAUUUCUGUUUGUUCGUAAAUACGUCAUCCAGUGAACCUGGUCCCGAAAAGAAAGCAAAAUCAUCUGUGUUUUUGAGUCACUUCCUGUACUGCUGAAUUACACCCUGAACUGGGAAGCAAAAAACAGCAAAUAGUUUUUUUUACCAAUCGUAUCGAAACACCGUAACACCACCAAUUGCACAAUGUUUCGUACGUCCGUGUUUGACAAAAGUUUGGAAAAUGCCACCAGUAAUCUCAACCUGGAACCGGACUGGCAAGCGAUUCUGGUCAUCUGUGAUACAAUCCGGCAGGGUGAUGUGAAUGCCAAGUAUGCUGUUGGGGCGCUCAAGAAGAAGAUGCAGUCACCGAACCCGAUCACGGCCAUGUACGCACUGCUGACGCUGGAAAGCAUUGUGAAGAACUGCGGCACGCCGGUGCACGAUGAGAUCGCGAACAAGGCCAACUGCGAGCUGUUCCAGAAUCUGGUCAACACCACCAAGCACGAGGAGGUGCGGGCGAAGAUGCUCGAGCUGAUACAGGCCUGGGCCUACGCGUUCCGGUCCACCAUCAAGUAUCGCUCGAUAAAGGAUACGAUGAACAUUCUGAAAACGGAGGGCCACAAAUUCCCGGAGCUGAAGGAAGCCGACGCCAUGUUCUCGUCCGACAUCGCCCCGGACUGGGUGGACGGGGACGUGUGCCACCGCUGCCGGUCCCAGUUCACGUUCACGGUGCGCAAGCACCACUGCCGCAACUGUGGCCAGGUGUUCUGUGCCCAGUGCUCGUCGAAGAACAGCACGCUGCCCAAGUUUGGCAUCGAGAAGGAGGUGCGCGUAUGCGACGGCUGCUACGCGCAGCUUCAACGACCGGCGGGCACGCUGGUGAAGAAACCGACCGAGGAGGAGGAUCUGCCGGCCGAGUAUCUGAGCAGCUCGCUGGCCCAGCAGGCACAGGGCCCCGCCCGCAAGACGGACGAGGAGCUGCGCGAAGAGGAGGAACUGCAGCUGGCCCUCGCGCUGAGCCAAUCGGAGGCGGAAACGAAGCAGCAGGCGCAGGCUCGCCGAUCGGCCACGUUCCACAGCAAGGCGCCGGAAUCGCCGGAACCGCAGACGCCCCAGGCACAGGUAAAGCGAAGCCCAUCGCCCGCCGAGGAACCGCCGGCCGACCCCGAGCUGGCACGCUACCUGAACCGCAACUACUGGGAGCAGCGGCAGGUGAUGGAAUCGCCGGCCUCCCCAUCGGCGCCGAGCCCGAUGCCCAGCCCGAUGCCGUCGCUGCAGCCGAGCCUGCUGAUGACGAAGAGUGCGCCCGAGGACGCGGAGAUCGACGAGUUCUCGAACAUGAUGAAAACGCAGGUGGAAAUCUUUGUCAACCGGAUGAAAUCGAACUCGAGCCGCGGGAGGAGCAUCUCGUGCGACAGCGCGGUGCAGACGCUGUUCAUGAACGUGACCUCGCUGCACGGCCGGCUGCUCACGUUCAUCAAGGACAUGGACGACAAGCGCAUGUGGUACGAGCAGCUGCAGGACAAGCUGACGCAGAUCAAGGAUUCGCGCGCCGCGUUGGACGUGCUGCGGCAGGAGCAUCAGGAGAAGCUGCAGCGCAUCGCGGAGGAGCAGGAGCGGCAGCGCCAGCUGCAGAUGGCCCAGAAGCUGGAGAUUAUGCGCAAGAAGAAGCAGGAGUAUCUGCAGUACCAGCGGCAGGUGGCAUUGCAGCGCAUCCAGGAGCAGGAGCGCGAGAUGCAGAUGCGCCAGGAGCAGCAGAAGGCGCAGUAUCGUAUGGGGACGGCCUUCCCAUUCAUGGGACCAGGGCCAGCUCCGGGUCCGCAGGGAUCGCCGGUCCAUGUCGGUGGAUAUCCGGCCCCUGGUUACGGGCCGUACGGACCGAUGCCGCCAACGAACGGCACCAUGCCACAGUAUCAACCGCAGCCGCAACAACAGCAGCAGCAGCAACCGCAGCCACCGCAGCAGAUGUUUUCGCCCCAGCACGCCGGGCAGUAUGUCGGAAUGCCGGGUGCGACUGCACCGGGAGUGGACGGGCAGGUACCGAUGCAGCAAGGACCGAUGCAAGCACCACCCCCGGGCCAGCCAGGGAUUAUUCCACCGGGGAUGAACGUGAUGCCGGGGCAGGUUCCACCACCGGGCGGUAUGAAUAUGCCGCCCGGUCACAUGCCAGGUGCACCGAUGAUGGGACCACCUCAGCAACCUCAGCAGCAACCGCCUCAACAACAGCAACAACCGCAGCAACAAUUACCACCACCACCACCCCAGGGUCAUCCGACCGGGCUGAUGGGCGGAAAUCCGAUGCAACCGCCGAACGCUGCCGAUAUGCAGCAGCAGCAGCAACAGCAACCGGGUCAACUUCCACCGCAGGUCACCAUGCAGAUGCCACCGGCGCCGAUGGCACCUGGGCCGGAUACUGCACCGGUUACGGCUGCUCCUCCUCCACCCGCUGCUGUUGCUCCACCGGCUCCCCAGCAGGCACAACCGGUCGCUCCGAAACUCGAGCCAGAGACGGCGGAAUUAAUUAGCUUUGAUUGAAUGGAUGAUUGGAUCCCGCAAUGAUAUCCCAAUAUUUAGCGUUACGCAGCUAUCUUUAAAAGCUUUUUUUCGGUUCAAUACUUUCUAAUCACUCUGAACGAGCAUACUAUCCCUUAGAAAUGCUAAAAUGAGGCCAAAAAUGGCUCAUUUCACAUUAUGUAUCGCAGGUCCAUGUAUAGCGAAUAAAUAUUGUACAUCAAAUGGUUAAA
Anopheles coluzzii is the source of this 2764-nucleotide messenger RNA. It is a transcript of the gene Hrs, whose product is annotated as hepatocyte growth factor-regulated tyrosine kinase substrate. Lineage: Eukaryota; Metazoa; Arthropoda; Insecta; Diptera; Culicidae. Gene Ontology annotation, molecular function: metal ion binding; ubiquitin binding; phosphatidylinositol binding. The coding region runs from base 225 to 2555 and encodes 776 amino acids. The record is from RefSeq and is a predicted model, not a curated record. The transcript is spliced from 4 exons.